AUGGUCCUUGAUGGAUACAGGCAGGGGAGAUACAGCAUGGUUGCUCUGACAUGUGCUCCCUCUCCUCGCCCUCACCACCUGCUUCCUUUCACACCACGCCUCGCCUCUGUCCAGAUAACGUUCAGUGAGCCCAUGGCAUCGCAUGCGGACGCCACUCUCCAUGUCGCCCCCAACACCCCCCCGCUGGGCCGGCAGGUGAGCGCAGCACAGAAGGGGGAGCAGCAACGGGGGGAGAAGCGAAGUAGCGAAAGCAAACGUGAGUGCAGCAGAGGGGGGGGGAGCAGGAGGGGGAAAGGGGGGUGGGUGGGCAGGGCCGUGGAAGCAGUGCUUCCACACCUGCAUCCUGCCGUGCUUCCACACCUGCAUCCUGCCGUGCUGCCACACCUGCAUCCUGCCGUGCUUCCACACCUGCAUCCUGCCGUGCUUCCACACCUGCAUCCUGCCGUGCUUCCACACCUGCAUCCUGCCGUGCUGCCACACCUGCAUCCUGCCGUGCUUCCACACCUGCAUCCUGCCGUGCUUCCACACCUGCAUCCUGCCGUGCUUCCACACCUGCAUCCUGCCGUGCUUCCACACCUGCAUCCUGCCGUGCUUCCACACCUGCAUCCUGCCGUGCUUCCACACCUGCAUCCUGCCGUGCUUCCAAACCUGCAUCCUGCCGUGCUUCCACACCUGCAUCCUGCCGUGCUUCCACACCUGCAUCCUGCCGUGCUUCCACGCCUGCAUCCUGCCGUGCUUCCACACCUGCAUCCUGCCGUGCUUCCACACCUGCAUCCUGCCAUGCUUCCACACCUGCAUCCUGCCGUGCUUCCACGCCUGCAUCCUGCCGUGCUUCCACACCUGCAUCCUGCCGUGCUUCCACACCUGCAUCCUGCCGUGCUUCCACACCUGCAUCCUGCCGUGCUUCCACGCCUGCAUCCUGCCGUGCUUCCACACCUGCAUCCUGCCGUGCUUCCACACCUGCAUCCUGCCGUGCUUCCACACCUGCAUCCUGCCGUGCUUCCACGCCUGCAUCCUGCCGUGCUUCCACACCUGCAUCCUGCCGUGCUUCCACACCUGCAUCCUGCCUGCCACUCUCCUUCAUUCGCCUUGCCCUCAACCUCUCUCCUUCUCUGCACGUACUCCACCUCACCACCCUGCUGCACCCGGCUGGUGGGCGACCCGCUGCAGGUCUACCUGGACAUGGGGCGGUCUGCUGUCCUCUCAAUCCAACCAUGUCAUCCUCCCCUCCCUCCCCCGCCCCCCCCCUGCCAGGUGGGCGACCCGCUGCAGGUCUACCUGGACAUGGGGCGGGCGGCGGGGGCGGCGGGGGGCGGCAGGGCGGAGGAGGGGGACGUGGCGGUGUGGUGGGGGCGGGGGGCGGACGUGCAGCUCACCUUUGCGCGCUUCUCUGACGCCAUGCCCAGCGGCAGGCAGCACGGCCUGCAGCCCCUCAAGUUCCAGGUGCCUCUCAAGUUCCAGGUGCCCCUCAAGUUCCAGGUGCCUCUCAAGUUCCAGGACACGUUGGUGUAUUGGCACGAGGACGACUGCCAGGAUCCCACGCUCAUCGCUCCAGGCACACAGGUGGCAGCGCACAUACCGACGCACAGCUUUGGGCAGUGCGGCAACAAUUUCAACAACUCCAACGAGGACGUGCUCUUCAAUGACACCUGCCCCUCCACGGCAGCGCACGCACAGCACUCACAGAAGUCGCACUGCCUCUCCUCCAAUUACAAGUUCGAACUCGUUGUCGAUGACCCCCGCCUCCUGGGCUUCGUUUCCUGGAAGCUUCUCCGCACGCUUGAAGCAGGCACGGUGCCCAUCUACUAUGGUGCACCUGAUGUGGACAACUUCAUGCCGCCCGGCUCGUACAUCGACGGGAGGAAGCUUCCCACCCCCGCCGAGCUACUUGCCGCCCUGCAGGAGUUGCACCUCGACCCCUUGAAGUACAUGGAUCUGUUUGCCUGGCGCACAUGCGGUGUGUGGGGGCACUACGCCCAUGUGGACGCGCUGGGCUUCCGCUCGCUGCCCUGCCGCCUCUGUGAGGCCGUCAGCGCCCGCCACGGCCGCCUCUUCCACCGCCACUAG
Molecule: messenger RNA, 2067 nt
Organism: Closterium sp. NIES-65
Lineage: Eukaryota; Viridiplantae; Streptophyta; Zygnematophyceae; Desmidiales; Closteriaceae
Source: the annotation of a GenBank genome assembly